AUGAAGCGGAAAGCUGAACAUGCAGCAACUUCUUCUCCACCUGGACACUCCAAGAAGCAGGCCACCGAUGGAAAUGGUAUAAGAGCACGCUUCCGAGGAGGACUUUUCGACAAGGACACCGUAAGAGGCUAUGCAGACGCGUACGCAAAGUCAAAGCCAUAUCGGCAUGCCGUGGUUUCCGCCUUGAUCAAUGACGACUUGCUGCGCUCUGUUCGAACCGAAAUUCUGGACAACAUCCACUUUACCCCGAAGGAAACAGAUAUCUACAAGAUCCACCAGUCCGGAGACUUGGCAAAUUUGGACGGCCUACCUGCAUCAGCGCUGGAGAAAUUGCCAUCACUGCUGAAACUACGAGAUACACUGUAUAGUGUAGAUUUCCGAGGAUGGCUGUCUAUGGUUUCUGGUACUGGCCCGCUAUCCGGACAGAAGACCGACAUGGCUGUCAAUGUCUAUGUGCCCGGAUGCCACUUGCUCUGCCACGACGACGUCAUUGGCACCAGGCGGGUGAGCUAUAUUUUGUAUCUUACGAAUCCAGACAAGCCAUGGAAAGCAGAAUGGGGCGGCGCUCUUCGACUGUACCCAACUGAUGAAUUCAAACGCCAGAAUGGUAAAGUAUAUAGAAUGCCAAGAUCCGACUGGAGCAAAGUCAUUCCUCCGGCCUGGAACCAGCUUUCCUUCUUCACCGUGCAACCCGGCGAGAGCUUCCAUGAUGUCGAGGAAGUGUACAAGCGCGGCACCGGCGAGGACGACGACGACGGGGGACGAGUACGUAUGGCAAUAAGUGGCUGGUUCCACAUUCCUCAGGAAGGAGAAGAAGGGUUCGAACCUGGACUGGAGGGUAUGCUAGUGGACCAGAGCUCUUUGCGGCAACUUAUGGGCGAUCCAGGCGAUUUCGACGAGCCUCAGAAUAAUUGGUUGUCUCCAGAUGAGGAAUCAAAAGCCAAGGAAAGCGACGGGGAAGAAGUUGAGCUUACCGAGCACGAUCUGCAGUUCUUGAUCACUUACAUGACUCCAAAUUACCUAACGCCAGAUACUGUCGAAGAGCUGAAUGAUAUCUUCACGGAUGAGUCAAUUCUGCAGCUCACCAACUUCCUCAGUGAGAAGUUUUCCAAGGCCCUAAAGGAGUCACUGGACGGAACUGGCCUAGAUGGACUCGCCUGGUCAACAUCUCGCCCGCCACACAAGGACCGCUAUCAGUAUCUGCAUGCCCAAAAGCCAUCUGGAUCCAGUGAAGAUUUGCCCCCUUUACGCAAGCUACUCGAUGUCUUCCUCCCAAGCUUGGCAUUCCGGAAAUGGCUCGCACUAGUCACAGGCUUGGCCCUUCGGCGAAGUCAAGCCAUUGCUAGACGAUUCCGCAAGGGUCUAGAUUACCAGCUGGCGCGAGGCUAUGAAGGAGAGAAUACACAACUGGAGUACACACUGUGUCUGACGCCCACCAAAGGCUGGGCCGCCGAUGAAGCUGCCGAGGAUGAGAACGGAGAGGAUGGGAAUGCCAACAAGACAGAGGCAGAAGAGGAGGAUAAUGUCGGUGGCUACGAGAUGUAUAUGGUUAGCGAUAUUCCGGAUGAUGAUGAUCCAGCAGUAUAUCAGGCGGCAGGCGAUGAUGAAGACGACGGAAUCUUGUUCAGCAAUCCUGCAAAUUGGAACACCUUCAGCCUGGUGCUUAGAGAUGAAGGUACUGUGAAGUUUGUCAAGUACGUCUCACAAUCGGCACCAGGAGAUAGAAUUGAUAUCAGUGGUUGCGUUGAGGUGGAGCCUGAGGAGGAUGAAGACGAGGCAUGA
Molecule: messenger RNA, 1782 nt
Organism: Pseudocercospora fijiensis CIRAD86
Lineage: Eukaryota; Fungi; Ascomycota; Dothideomycetes; Mycosphaerellales; Mycosphaerellaceae
Exons: 2
Coding region: 1-1782 (593 amino acids)
Biological process (GO): regulation of translational termination; peptidyl-proline hydroxylation
Cellular component (GO): cytoplasm
Molecular function (GO): iron ion binding; L-ascorbic acid binding; peptidyl-proline dioxygenase activity
Source: RefSeq, a predicted model, not a curated record